Molecule: messenger RNA, 978 nt
Organism: Mercurialis annua (annual mercury)
Lineage: Eukaryota; Viridiplantae; Streptophyta; Magnoliopsida; Malpighiales; Euphorbiaceae
Exons: 2
Coding region: 1-978 (325 amino acids)
Source: RefSeq, a predicted model, not a curated record
AUGAGCAGGCUCGGGAUAAGAUGUGAAGACAUAGAUACAUCCCUUCGGAGUGAUUCACCUCUUGCAGAUCUCAUCAUCUCUCACGAGUUCCCUGCUAAAUUCAAGUAUCCUCCAAAUUUGGAAUCUUAUGAUGGGACCGACAAACCUGGAUCAUGUAUUGUGCAAACUGUUUCCCACUACCCUGAAAGGCCUGGCACAGGAAUGGUACCAAAGCUUGAAGCCGGGCUCGAUUCAAACAUUCAAGCAAUUCUCAGGUUUAUUUCAGGCCAGAUUCAUAGCAUGCAUCCCUCAAAAGAAGCUGUCCACAGACCUGCUAGCCAUCAUGCAAAGAGACGGGGAAACACUCAGGAAUAUAUAGAAAGGUUCAACAAAGAGGCAAUGCAGAUAGAAGAACUGAGUCAGGAGAUCGCCUAUACAGCACUGCUCAACGGGACCACUAAUUCAGACCUGAGAAAAGAAUUGCUGGCUAAAUCACCAAAAUCGUUCACUACGUUGAUGACCAUCGCACAUACACAAAUCCGGGUGGAUGACGGACUGAGAGAGAUAGAAAACCGGCAUGGACGGACGGAAGAAAGAACAUUCUCAGAAAGAAGGAAUGGGGAUAGAUCGCCCAUAGGAAAAAGGUUCGGGGAAAAAGGCAACGACCGUUUCAGAAAUAAGAGAAAAACGGAUGAGGACAGGCGAUACACCCCCCUAAACACUACCAGAACCAAUGUAUUAUUUUGGGUGAAAGACAACCGGGAGAAGGUCAGGUGGCCAAGAAAAAUGAAUGCCUCAUCAGCCAGCAAGAGGGACAACAGCAAAUACUGUGAGUUCCACAGAGAUAACGGCCACACCACAGAUGAAUGCUGGCACCUGAAGGAAGAAAUAGAGAAAUUAAUAGAAAGAGGCUCCCUUUCCCAGUUCGUGAAAAGGGACGCCGAAACCAGGGAAAUGGAAGCAGAAAGAAAGAAAAGAAGAGACCACCAGAAGACCUAG